Molecule: messenger RNA, 2433 nt
Organism: Prunus avium (sweet cherry)
Lineage: Eukaryota; Viridiplantae; Streptophyta; Magnoliopsida; Rosales; Rosaceae
Source: RefSeq, a predicted model, not a curated record
UUGGCUUGUUCUCCUUGCAGCAAAUCUUACGUACUCUUUGUUUGAAUUUUAUGAAGAGAUGGAUAUCGCUAGCAAAAACAACUUCAUCAUUUCUCAGUUUGUUAUGCUUCUGUUAUGUCUUACCUUCAAUGCUUGUAUCUCCAUGGCAUCUCACACCAUCUCUCGAGGCCAAUCUCUUUCUGGCAGGCAGAAAAUCACCUCUCCAAGUGGCAUAUUUGAGCUGGGUUUCUUCACUCCAGGUAAUUCUCGAAACUAUUACAUCGGCAUUUGGUACAAAAAUUUACCUAAUCAGACCAUAGUUUGGGUAGCAAACAGAAGAGAGCCUGUUUCUAAACCAAGUUCUUCAGUAUUGCAACUCCUAGAAAAUGGAAACUUGACCUUAAGUAGCCCCUCCACAGUUGCAAUAUGGUCAACUAAUUCAAGAUCAAAUGUUUCUAAUUCUACUGUAGCAAUGCUUCUUGACAAUGGGAACUUUGUUAUAAGAAAUGCAUUUGAUUCAUCUGCGGUUAUAUGGCAGAGUUUCGAUCACCCAACUGAUACUCUGCUGCCAGGUGCGAAGCUAGGAUAUAAUAAUCAUAGCAAGCAAGAACUAAUUCUUACUUCCUGGAGAAGCCCACAAAACCCCGCACCUGGUCACUUUUCUUAUAAGCUACAACAAGGUGGAGAAGGUUUUUCAUUGUUCUGGAAUGAUUAUGAAUAUGUUUUAAGCUAUUAUACUUUUUCUGGGUAUCCUCAUAACUUGAGCAGACGCAAGUUAGAAAUUAAUGGUCAGCUCAAUGAAUAUGUUUGGCAUAAAGACAUCAGGCGGUGGGAAUUAGAAUUUUUUGUCCCAUUUGAACAAUGUGAGGUCUAUGCACUCUGUGGUGCUUUUAGUAUCUGCAACCAGCAGAAGUGGCCUCAUUGUAGUUGCCUGAAUGGGUUUGAACCCAAAAUCCCAGAAGAUUGGAAAUUAGGAGCUCACUCAGAUGGUUGUGUGCGAAGAACUCGAUUUCAGUGCAGUGCUGGGGGAUAUCACUCAUUUUUGGUGAUGCCUAAUGUUCUCUAUCCCAACAAUUCUGAGUCUUUAUUAGCGGUUGCGAACAUUGAUGAAUGUAGAUUAGCAUGCUCAAGAAAUUGCUUUUGCACUGCUUUUGCUUACGAUAACAAGUGUCUGAUCUGGAAAGGGGAAAUAUUCAAUCUAAAGCAACUAACACCAGAUGCAAUAUUGUAUGGAAACAUAGGCAAAGACUUGUAUCUUCGAAUUGCAGAUCCGAAUAAGACAGACAGAAAGACUAAAUGGAUUGUUGCCGGAGUACUUGCAGGGUGCCUUUUUGUUGUAAGUAUACUCAUGGUAUUUAUCAGAAGGAGAAAGCCAGUAAUAGCAUUGGAAAUAGUCGAGAAUUCUCUACUGUUGUUCAAGUACAGAGAUUUAAGAAGUGCAACAAAGAACUUCUCCGAAAAACUUGGGGAAGGAGGUUUUGGUUCAGUUUUUAAAGGGAUAUUGCCUAAUUCGACUGCCAUAGCAGUGAAAGAACUCAAAACUCUCGAGCAGGGAGAGAAGCAAUUUCGUGCUGAAGUUGGAACUAUUGGUGCAAUCCAUCACAUUAAUCUUGUUCGACUAAGGGGAUUUUGCGCAGAAACCUCAAAAAGACUUUUAGUCUAUGAGUACAUGCCAAAUGGUUCUCUACAAUCUCUCUUGCUGCAGAAGAAUCCACUAAUGUUAGAUUGGAAAACUAGAUAUCAUAUUGCAAUUGGAACUGCCAGAGGAUUGGCUUACCUUCAUGAGGAGUGCAGAGACUGCAUCAUACACUGUGACAUAAAGCCUGAGAACAUUUUGUUGGAUGCAGAAUACAGUCCAAAAUUGGCAGAUUUUGGUCUUGCAAAACUCAUGGGCAGACACCACAGUCGUGUUCUGACAACCAUGAGAGGAACUGUUGGCUAUCUUGCACCAGAAUGGUUUUCAGGUGAAGCUAUCACGCCAAAAGCCGAUGUCUUCAGCUAUGGCAUGUUGCUGAUAGAGGUUAUAUCGGGAAGGAGAAACAGAGAAGGCUUAGAUGAGGGGUUAGAAAACUACCGUCCUAUCCAGGUUGCAAAUGUAGUUAAUAAAGGAGAAGAUGCUGUUACCUUGUUAGACUACAGGUUGGAAGGCCAAGCUGACAGAGAUGAACUCACAAGAGCAUGCAGAGUCGCGUGUUGGUGCAUUCAAGAAGACGAGAAGGAUAGGCCAAAAAUGACGCAGGUUGUUCAAAUUCUCGAGGGAGUUUCAGAUGUUAGUAUACCGCCAAUCCCACAGUUCCUCCAGCGUCUUAUAGAAAGUCCGAUAGAAGCCAUUAAUUCCCAGGAGAUUACUUCUAGUUCAGGCUCAUGGUCAUGCUCUGAUGUCCAAAGUGCAUCUCAACAAAAUGUCAGCAAUUGAACGAUGAAAAUUCAUGUGGAUGGCACUUGGGGAAGCUA